UUAAAAAUGCAAUCAGUCGUGACAUUUGAAAAACCGUUACCCCACUUGAGUUUGCCGGAUUGGGACGCUCGGUUGUAUGAUUUGCAGGUGACCUCAGAUACCAGAAGAGCUGAUGCCUUCGAUCUUCGCUACAGCUCUCACCAGCUCCGCAAUGAAACUAAGAUCAAGACCAAUUGGGACAGCUAUCACAACAACAAUCGUCUCAGAGCCAGAGUAUACGAGAUCGAGCAAUGGAAAUCGACGCUUCAGGAGUUACUCGAGCGAUUGGAUAGAGAGAUGGCUGGACUGAAAGAAGAGAAGGCAUCUACUGAGAGAGAAUUGGAACAACUCAACCUACCUCUACUGGUCUGCUCUGAGUGCCUCUCCAACAGAGACGGGAGACGAAGCUCUGAGCUGACUUAUGAUCUUGCUGACACCGAGCUGAAAAAGGAACUCUGCGUCACCGAAAGCAACAAGAAGAUGCUGAUUGACCGAUGCCAGUCUGCUUGGGAGAAGGUCAACAAGCUGGAAGUGGUCAAGUUUAAGCUCCAACUGGAUCUGAACGACAAGAACGAAGCACUACAGAUAGACAAAGACAUGUUGAGCUUGGACAAGGACUGUGCUAAUAUCACUUACAAGACUGAUUCGUUGAAGACGCCUAAAAGGAUGAUCACCUACGAGCAAUGGCUGGAAAAAUGCGAAGCGACAAAGGACAUGGCGAUAAAAGAACUUCAAGAUACGCUGCGUCUACGAGAGUCCCUGUUCGUAGCUAGAGGGCGCGCUCGUAACGCUCUGCGCGCGCAAACUGACGUCACCAACUACAUGCUGCGCCGGCGCAUAUACGACACGCAACGGGCUAGGAAUGAACUGCAAUGGCAGAAGAUGAAGAUGGAAGAAAACAUGGACAAGCUCAACUCAGAACUGAAGACAAUCGGCGAGCAGUUUGCCGACAAAGUGAAUGCUCUGAAAGUGGCCGAGACCCGCCUGGAGACGCGAGGGUACAGGCCUGGCAUCGAAUUGGCAGGAGAUGAAGCAGAUGUAGGACUGAAGGAAGAGGUCAGGAACUUGAGGGAGACAAUCCGGCAGCUGCAAGAGAAGCUGGAUUGCGCCAAACCUCUAACUCUUCUAAAAGCGACUGAGACUCGUCUGGAGACGCGAGGGUACAGGCCCGGCAUCGAACUGGCUGGAGAUGAAGCAGAUGUAGGACUGAAGGAAGAGGUCAGGAACUUGAGGGAGACAAUCCGGCAGCUGCAAGAGAAGCUGGAUUGCGCCAAGGCUACCUACAACGCGUUAGAGGCGGCGUCCAUCAACAUCGCCAUCGACCUAAACGACAAGGAACAGUCGUUAGAGGUGGACACGCGAGCCCUGGAGAUGAGGGCAUCCCUGGAACCGAAGAGACCACAAGGAACUGAUAAGAACCUGAUCCUGGCUUCCAUGUAUGAUGAGUUGCCGAACGUUGAAAAUUAGAAAUGACGAUCUGUUAUUUUCAAUCAAGUGUCAAUCGUUCAUUUGUUUUGUUUAAAUGAGUUCAUUUGACGGAAACAUUUCGUGUGUUUAUUAUUUUUUCUUUUUUCUAAAUCGUUGUGUGUGCUAGUGUUUUUGUAAUGGUUAUAAAAAUAUUUUUUGAUGUGAUUU
Molecule: messenger RNA, 1614 nt
Organism: Ostrinia nubilalis (European corn borer)
Lineage: Eukaryota; Metazoa; Arthropoda; Insecta; Lepidoptera; Crambidae
Product: tektin-B1
Exons: 8
Biological process (GO): cilium assembly; cilium movement involved in cell motility
Cellular component (GO): nucleus; microtubule cytoskeleton
Source: RefSeq, a predicted model, not a curated record